AUGACGAUGAUGUUUGGUGGCAACAACCGUGCUCACCUGUUCUUCAAGGAACAUGGAUGCCCCGUUGAUGACAAAGUCAGAUUCGAGAGUAAGUACACUUCAAGAGCUGCUAAUUCCUAUAGGAGGAUUCUUGCUAAGGAAGUUGCUGAAGCCAUGGCGGAAGAAGCUACUACUGGUCCACCGUCGUCUCCCGUUCUAGUUGAAGAAUCAGAUGCAGCAAGAAGGUUGUUCUCAAAGGAAAAGUCCAUAUCCUCUGCUCAGUUUUUCGGGGAUCCGCAUGAAUCUUCUCAUCUUGAACCAAAAACAAGGCUUGAGAAGCUCACAACAUUGGCCUCCACUAUCUUUGGCGAUUCUACUACGUUCCCCAAGAAACAAAGCAUUCCUCCCGUUUUUUAUGCUCUCCGUAGGGAUGUGACAGACUUAAUGCAGAUAUUGUAUAGCGAAGAUGUUGAUAACGCUCAUGCCAUGCCUUAUCUCACCCGUUUGGGCUUGAUCAACCAUUUGCGUGACCGACUCACCACGGCUUCAAACGGUGUUAAAGUUUGGGACAAAGACAAAAAAAAACUAGUUUGGGACGAAGACAAAAAACUAGUACGCAUGAUUUCUGCUCUUGAACGGGAUUUGUGGAUUUUACUGUUGGAAUCUGUAGGACCUUGUCCUGAUCUUCAAGACUAUAUAGUCCAUGCUUAA
Molecule: messenger RNA, 690 nt
Organism: Microthlaspi erraticum
Lineage: Eukaryota; Viridiplantae; Streptophyta; Magnoliopsida; Brassicales; Brassicaceae
Source: the annotation of a GenBank genome assembly